CCGCAGCGUGCGGGCAGCGAGCGCGAUGCGCCCCGCGCUCGGCUCUGCGGAAUAGCGCGGCCGCCGCUCGCCCUCCGCGGGCUGGGGGCGCACGGACCCGACCGCUGGCCAUUCCCUAUUGAUGUCCAUGAAUGCAAACACCAUGAUUUUCAUGAUCCUGGGCGCCUCUAUCGUUAUGGCAAUAGCUUGCUUGAUGGACAUGAAUGCGUUGUUGGACAGAUUUCACAAUUACAUCCUACCGCAUCUGAGAGGGGAGGACCGAGUUUGUCACUGCAACUGUGGAAGGCAUCAUGUCCAUUAUGUCAUCCCUUACGACGGGGACCAGUCAGUGGUGGACUCCUCGGAGAAUUACUUUGUGACUGACAAUGUAACCAAGCAGGAGAUUGAUCUGAUGCUGGGACUUUUGCUGGGCUUUUGUAUAAGCUGGUUCCUGGUGUGGAUGGACGGGGUUCUCCACUACGCCGUGCGGGCCUGGAGGACCAGCCGACGGUAUGACAAUUCCUGGUCUUGGAUUCCGAAAUUUUGUAACUUGAAGGAGUUCAGGAAACGUCACCACCGGCAGUACGAGGAGGCCACCGGGAACAUGGUGCACAUCAAACAGAAGCUGUACCACAACGGGCACCCCAGCCCCCGGCACCUCUGAGGGACACCCUCCCCUCCAGGGACUGCAGCCAGCUUUUAAAACACACAGGACUUCGCUCUUCCUCCAGGGGAACAGCCUCUGGUUUGCUCCCAAGCCAGCUGAGGACAGGAUUUUACGGAAUCCAGCCCGGGUGUCCAUGGGUGGACGCGCCACGAUGCACAACUAAGCCAGUCCUGGAUGCUACGCAGCCAAGACAUUGCACUGUGUUCCACAUUUUAUUGUCAGACUCGUGUAUAUAUGUAAAAAAAAAAAAAAAAAAAAAAAAAAACAAAAAGCAGACAAACAACAACGACAACAACAAAAAACCCAAAAAAAGAGAGAGAGAGAGAGAAAAAAGAGAUUUGCAUUAUACUUUCAACCCCCCCUCCCCCCCCCUUUUCAGCUGUCCUGCACAUCCAGGAAUGUUGGCCGAGGGGAUGGAGGUGGGACAGCACGAAGAAGAUGCAGAGUGUCUCAUCCAAGAGCUCCAGUCCCCCGUUUCUUUGGUCCUCUGGCUGGGUUUUGCCCUGCUCUGCCCCUCCCGUGCCUAGAAUGGCUGGGCUGGGCACAGGUUUGGCUGGGGACUGCUGCCAGCGGGGGCGGGGGGAAGGCACAGUGUCCCUUUUGGUUUUGCUUUGGUUCACGUUCUGGGGAGUUGCUGCAGGGGAAGGAAGUGCUGGGGAUGUGUAAGGGGUUUGUUGUUUGCAGUGCUGUCCACUGAAAACCUGCCUUAAGCAACCCAAUCUCAGAGCCAGGGGGAUGGGGCUGUGAGGGCUCAGCCCGGGCUGGUGCCGCUGGUGUGGUGGCACUUUUGGUGGCAGGGCUGCUGUCCUUCACUGGAGGAGGGUGGGAUGUGUCAGAUCUGACUUGUCCUUCUGCUCAUAAACACCCCCCACCCCUUGCCUGGGAGGAAAGGAGCUGCUCUGCCCCUUUUCUUGUGGGGUGAGCCCGAGGUCCUGGUUAAAACACCCCAAAACCACUGACAGCGCAGUGAGGGGGCCCUGAACAGCCUCACUGCUCCUGCACAUCAAACACCCCCCUUUGCCUGUGGGGCUUGGCUUGAGGGACACACAGAGACUUGGGCCUGAAGCCAAACUCCUCUCCAAACAUCCCAAAUGUCCCCAAGGCUGAGUCAAAGGGUGAGGAUGCUCCGAUGUGGUUUUGCCUUUGCUUCCCCUGGUGUGGAUUUCGAGGCUCUGAAAGGAACCUCCCCCUCCAGAGACCUCCUUUACUCCCAGGCAGAGGGGUCUGAAGGUGCUGGAAAGCCCACGGUGGUGGUGUCUGGUCCCUGCUCUGGUCCUGUUCUCCUGAAGGCAGCAGCAGCAGGGGAGCCCAGGCUGUGGGAUGUGCUGGGCAGCACAGCCAGGGUGGGGAGAGGGAGGAUUUACUGGGAGGGAGGAAGGAGGAGGGAGAUGCUCUCCCCAGGAAUGUGACAGCCCUGAGCCCCCAUUCCCCCUUCAUCCAUCGUUUUGUACUGAGUGGGUUUGGCUGAAAUGGGGAAAACACCCAGAACUGAAGGAUGGGGAGAAUUGCCAGAACCUCUCCUUUCUUCCACGGAUUCCUUGACACUCUGAGUGGCCUCCUGCUGUUUGAUGGCAGGGAAAAGGACACCACGACUCCUGCCCUUCCCUCCCUGCUCCAGCUUCUGUGUCUUGGGUUUUUUUUUUCUAUUUCUUUUGCCCAGUUCAGUUAAUUACAAGCCCCCAAACUACCCAAACAUUCCCAUUUCUCUGCCAUCCCCACCUUUGCUAUUCCCUAGUGCCUCUUGUCUUGGAGCCCCAGGUUCUUUCUGGACCUAAACAACUGCCUGGUCCAUUCUUGUGUCUGUUUGGCUGUCUGUCAUUCCUGGCUGUGAUGUCUGAAAUUCCUUAGGAUCUAAGGAACACCUUUUCCUUGAGCAGCUCCUUUCCCUUGCAGCCUCCUGGCAGGGAAGAGCAGGGACUGUGUUAUCAACAAGUCCUCAGGGGGGACAGCAUUUUGUAGGGGAGGAAAUUCCAUCGUGAUAAGGACAAAUAUCGAGUCCCUGGGAUUGGUUAUGGGGGGAGAAAAAAAGCACUUUAAAAGUAAUUUUUCCACUUGCAGCCUCUCACAAGAGAGACUUAAGGCAGUGACCUAAACUCAGACUGAAUGUAAAGCCUGGCUCUGCCCUGCUCUAGCAGCUGACCUUGGUUGAAAUAUCAUUAAAAAUGAAACAACUGGAAAGGGUGAAUGGCUCACACCCCUUAAGUUUGAUCUGUCUGAUCCACAGAAAAAUUUUAUAAGAAUUUGAGGCUCUGGAAGAAAGGGGGAGAAAAAAAAAAUCUACACGGUAAAUAUUCCUGCUGUUUAAAACCAGAGUUUUAAAAAAUCUGCAGCUCUCUCUUGCUCACACUUAGGCAAAAAAAUAAACCAAGAAAUGCUCUCAGUGCAGUUAAAUUUACUGGGAGUAACUCACUGGUCUGUAAUCCAGGGAAAGCAGGCAGGUUUUGUUGAGCAGGGUCGUCCCAGCACGCACUAAACCAGCAGGAUUAAUCCUGGGGAAACGCUCCUCAUCCUGAAUGAACGAGGGCCAGAAUUCCUCCCCGUGCAGGGUGGGAAUCCUGACCCAGCACAUCUGGGAUGGUUUCAAACUCCUGGGCAGGGACACCAAAACCAGGAGAGUUUUUCCUGAGAGCCUCAGGUCUGCCCUGUCUCCUCUUUGGGGAACGAGCUGCCAACGGGAAAGCAGAAGUGAAGGAGGCAGCUGUUUUGGGGUGUUACAGCCAGUUUUGGGGUAUUGCAGUGGGUUUUGGGGUGUUACAGCCGGUUUAGGGGUAUUGCAGUGGGGUUUGAGGUAUUACAGCUUAUUUUGGUGUGUUGCAGCUGGUUUUGGAGUAUUACAGCUGGUUUUUGGUGUGUUGCAGCUGGUUUUGGGGUAUUACAGCUGUAUUUGGGGUAUUACAGCUGUUUUUUGGAGUGUUGCAGCUGGUUCUGGGGUGUUGCAGCUGGUUUUGGGGUAUUACAGCUGGUUUUGGGGUGUUGCAGCUGGUUUGGGGGUAUUACAGCUGAUUUUGGUGUGUUGCAGCUGGUUUUGGGGUAUUACAGCUGGUUUUGGGGUAUUACAGCUGGUUUUGGGGUGUUGCAACUGGUUUGGGGGUAUUACAGCUGAUUUUGGUGUGUUGCAGCUGGUUUUGGGGUAUUACAGCUGGUUUUGGGGUAUUACAGCUGGUUUUUUGAGUGUUGCAGUGGGUUUUGGGGUAUUACAGCUGUUUUUUGGAGUGUUGCAGUGGGUUUUGGGGUAUUACAGCUGUACUUGGUGUGUUGCAGCUGUAUUUGGGAUAUUACAGCUGUAUUUGGGGUGUUACAGCUGUAUUUGGGGUGUUACAGCUGUGUUUGGGGUAUUACAGCUGUUUUUUGGGGUGUCGCCGAGCCAGCAUCACCCGGCAGCCCCUUCUCCCCUGCUGCCACCAUCCCUCCUGUCCCUGCCCCAGCUCCUGAGCCGAUGCUGCUCCAGGCUGAGCCCUGCCAGCCCUGUCCCUUGUCCCCGUGUCGCAGCGGGGCCGCUCUGCCGCCACCCCGUCGCUCUGUGCAUGUGUUUGUUUUGUUUCUCUCCGCUCGUGGGGGUGUUUUCUCCUCGUCGAAUUGUCCCCGCUGUGCUCGUGUUGACUCGUUUGCUGUUCUCUUGCCUCUGAUCCAGUCUCCGUACACACCCCAAAAAAAAAUAACACACCAAAAAAAACCCCAACCCCAAUAACAACAACACCCGAACCCAGCAACAACCCCAGGCAAAGAGGGCUGAGUUGGGAGCAAAUUUGGCAGCAGGGAGUGGGCACAGCAAGGUCAGGGCUGGGCAAGGAGCUGGGCAGAGCCUGGGGAAGGGAAAACAGGGAUGAGAAGUGUGGGAAGUGCAGGACAGCGGAGUGGGAAGUGUGGGCCCCGUCUCAGCGCUCGCCCGCCAGAUGCUCCGGGGGAGGCUGCAGGCUCUGGUGCUGGGGGGGAUCUUGUGGGGUAUUUUUGGAGCAAAGACACAGCUCAAAACUCCAUGUGCUGGUUCUCCAGAGCUGGGAUUGGUGCUGGGAAUGUUCUCUUGUGGUUUUGGUGUGAGGAGCCCCUCUGGGAAGGUUCUCCUGUGGUUUUGGUGUGAGGAGCCUGUCUGGGGAUGUUCUCCUGUGGUUUUGGUGUGAGGAGCCCCUCUGGGAAGGUUCUCCUGUGGUUUUGGUGUGAGGAGCCUCUCUGGGAAGGUUCUCCUGUGGUUUUGGUGUGAGGAGCCCCUCUGGGAAUGUUCUCCUGUGUUCCUGGUGUGAGGAGCCCCUCUGGGAAUGUUCUCCUGUGUUCCUGGUGUGAGGAGCCCCUCUGGGAAUGUUCUCCUGUGGUUUUGGUGUGAGGAGCCCCUCUGGGAACGUUCUCCUGUGGUUUUGGUGUGAGGAGCCCCUCUGGGAAUGUUCUCCUGUGGCUUUGGUGUGAGGAGCCCCUCUGGGAAUGUUCUCCUGUGUUCCUGGUGUGAGGAGCCCUUCUGGGAAUGUUCUCCUGUGGUUUUGGUGUGAGGAGCCCCUCUGGGAAUGUUCUCCCGUGGUUUUGGUGUGAGGAGCCCCUCUGGGAAUGUUCUCCUGUGGUUUUGGUGUGAGGAGCCUGUCUGGGGAUGUUCUCCUGUGUUCCUGGUGUGAGGAGCCCUUCUGGGAAUGUUCUCCUGUGUUCCUGGUGUGAGGAGCCCUUCUGGGAAUGUUCUCCUGUGGUUUUGGUGUGAGGAGCCCCUCUGGGAAUGUUCUCCUGUGGUUUUGGUGUGAGGAGCCUGUCUGGGAAUGUUCUCCUGUGGUUUUGGUGUGAGGAGCCCCUCUGGGAAUGUUCUCCUGUGGCUUUGGUGUGAGGAGCCCCUCUGGGAAUGUUCUCCUGUGGUUUUGGUGUGAGGAGCCUCUCUGGGAAGGUUCUCCUGUGGCUUUGGUGUGAGGAGCCCUGGCCUGGCCGCCUGCAUGGGGAAUGGUUGGGAAGGAGAGGUGUGGAAAGCAGAAAUCCAUUGCCUCACCCAGUAGCUCUUUUUUAAACUCAAAUCCCAUCCUCAGUUCUGGCUCUGCUGAAUAAACCCCUGGCCAAUAUAAACAACAAACAGUGAGAAGGGCCCUUCCUCUUUGAGGAACAGUUUGGGAAGGUGUCUCCUGUAUCCCAUCCAUGCAUCCAUCCACUGUGCCCUCUCACUGCUGAGCCAGCCAGGGACACCUCAGCUGGCCCAUCUGGCACCACCUCAUCCAUAAGAAGCCCAGGAGAGAGCCUGGGAUGGUGUCCCAGGCACUCACAGCACGCUGGGGUGGGUUUAGUUACUCUCACUGCUGUUCUACCUCAUUUUCUGGUUGCAUUUUCAGCUGGGGGAAGAAGAAUCCCUGCUAAAAAGGGGUGUUGAAAACAGCCACUGAGGUGAUGAAGGCACUGGAGCAUCUCUCCUUUGAGGGAACUGGGAAAGCUGGGACUGAUCAUGCUGGGGAAGGAUCAAUCCCUGUAGGGAGAGUGCAAAGAAAUGGGAGCAGGCUCUUUAAGAGGUGUCCAGUGAUGGACCAGAAGCACGAAAUGAAACAUGGGGGGUUCUACUUGAACAUCCUGCACGUGGUGAGAAGGGAGGGUGAUGCUCACCUGUGCUGGAGGGAGAGGCUGGCAGGAGCUGAGGGGCACAGGGAGCUCAGUGUCACUUCAGAUCUCACCUCCCAGCACUGUUGAACAUCCAGCCCGGCAUUGAUGAAGAGGUUUGGGUCAUCACAGAGGUGAUGAAGCUUCUUCUGCAUUUUCAGGGGGCUUGGAGGGUAAAAACAGCCAACAGAACCUCCCAGAGCACCUCUGGAUGUGGAAGAGCAGAAGUUCUUCCAUGAUUAGAGCAUGUGGUACAAAUAGAGACACUUGGAGCCAUCAUUUUCCAGCCUGGAUGCAGCGGUGGGACAGUUCUGGGUUUCAGUGAGCAGCAGUGGGACGGAGAGCAGGGAAUUAUCUGUUGGGCAGGGACACAGGACUGCUGCUUCCACCCUGGGAUGGGGUGAAAGUGAAAAGUCCCCUCAGCCCAGCUCCCUGGGGUGGCCAGGAGGACAAGGAGCAGCAAGUGAACUUCCUGAAGGAAAUAAAAGACUCAAAGAAAAAGAGCCAGGCCUGUGCCUUCCCUGCAGGUGGGGCAGAGGAGAGGGAAGCAGAGGAGUGGGAAGAUGUGGCAGAGUCAGGAGGAGCCGCUCGGCCUGGCUGGGCUGUGGGGGUCCUGCUCCGGGUGUUCAGAGCUCUGCGUGUCCCCACGUGUCCCCUGCAUGGAGCCCGGCCCUCCUUUGGCACCUCCAGCCAUUUGCUCUCGUUUCUUUUGCAGUUUCACCUCUCGGCAUUCCCAGCAGGGCUGACCCCGGGGUGGCUCAGUCCCAGCUCCCACCGAGGCAGAGGAAGCCCUGCACUCACUGCAGGGAGGUUUUUCACUUGUGACACACCAGGACAGAGCUUGGAGUGCUGUUUUCCCUGAUCGUUAAUCCCUCUUUUCUUUUUUUUCCUGCACCCAAACCACUUCUGCAUGCAGCAGGCAGGGAGAGGCACAGCACAGACUACCAGAGAGAGAGAUUAAACUCUGCUCCGAGUCUAAUCACAGGAUAAUCUCUACUGUGGUUGAAAAGCAAUAAUGGCUAAUUUUUUUACUAAAUACACUUGCACAGGCAGAUGUCACCCAGGGCUUGUGCUCUCCAGUGGCCAGAGGGGUGGCAGCCUGUGCUGAGGCUCCGGGGAGCAGCUGAAGGUGCAGAGAGCUUGGGGUGGGGGAGGCAAUAGAAAAAGCACACUGUGAUUUUAUUUGGGUCAACGAGUGAGUGUAUUUCAGCCAUUCCUUCCCUUUCAAUAAGAUGUUUGUAUAAUAGAGAACCAGUUCAGCUCCUGGAACUAAGCCCGUCCUUUGCUGUUUGUCAGUAAAAUAGUUUUUUGCA
Messenger RNA from Corvus hawaiiensis (hawaiian crow), 7506 nucleotides. RefSeq names its product transmembrane protein 240 (gene TMEM240). Lineage: Eukaryota; Metazoa; Chordata; Aves; Passeriformes; Corvidae. Bases 122 to 643 code for a protein of 173 amino acids. The record is from RefSeq and is a predicted model, not a curated record. The transcript has 4 exons.